AUGUCUCCCACGCCGGGCAUCUCUGCCUUCCCUGACACCGACGGCAACAUGUUGCACUGGACCGCCACUCUGAUCGGGCCCAGAGAUACAGCCUAUGCAGACCUCACCUUCAAACUCAGCUUCGAAUUCCCCAACAACUAUCCUUACCGUGCCCCCACCGUCAUCUUCAAGACACCGGUCUACCAUCCCAACAUCGACUUCAGCGGAAGGAUAUGCCUCGACAUUUUAAAGGACAAGUGGAGUGCUGUUUACAAUGUCCAAACCGUGCUGUUAAGUCUACAGAGUUUACUGGGAGAGCCCAACAAUUCCAGUCCGCUGAACAGCGAAGCCGCCCAACUUCACCAGAGUGACCCUGAGGAAUUCCAGCGAAAGGUCUUGGCUCGUCACCAGGAUCUUGAUGACUAG
Molecule: messenger RNA, 405 nt
Organism: Fonsecaea monophora
Lineage: Eukaryota; Fungi; Ascomycota; Eurotiomycetes; Chaetothyriales; Herpotrichiellaceae
Exons: 2
Coding region: 1-405 (134 amino acids)
Source: RefSeq, a predicted model, not a curated record